Messenger RNA from Cryptotermes secundus, 3202 nucleotides. It is a transcript of the gene Ndc1, whose product is annotated as nucleoporin NDC1. Gene Ontology annotation, biological process: nuclear pore organization. The transcript has a single exon. NCBI's taxonomy places the organism in Eukaryota, Metazoa, Arthropoda, Insecta, Blattodea, Kalotermitidae. Gene Ontology annotation, cellular component: nuclear pore transmembrane ring. The record is from RefSeq and is a predicted model, not a curated record. Gene Ontology annotation, molecular function: protein-macromolecule adaptor activity. Bases 274 to 2043 code for a protein of 589 amino acids.
CGGGGAAAUUGCGUGUUGCGAAUCGAAGAAAGUAGGGAAGUAAAGUGUAUGCAUUACGAGCCUGUAGAAAUAAAGUUGUGCAGGGCAAUUGGCGCGAUAAUUGAUAAUUUCUCAUGAAGUUUUGCAAAUUCGGUGUUGUUUGUAAUGUGCUGAUGUAUCUUAUGUAUGAAUCUACUUCUUCUAGUGUUGAUUAUAAUAUUGCGAACUUGAUGUCUUCUUCUCUGCUGGUUUAUGAAAACGUCUGCAGCAAAACGAAGUGAAGUCUAACCUAAAAUGGAAGUGACGACUAAUAACAUGUCUUGUAGAGAAAUUCUCUUAUGGAGAGCAACUGCAGCUGUAUUUUGGAGCUUCGUUCUACACUCAGUGAUCUUGUUCAUGGUCUUGUUCAUAAUGAAUUUCAAUCUGUGGCAUCCUUUCUUGUGGAUUGAACAGUGUGCCGGCCUCUGUUUGUCUUGGGGAACUUGGUUGUACUUGUUUCCUCUUGGUCUGGUAAUUUGUGCACAAGGUAUAGUGUGUUGCAAAGAUUUUAUGGUGGUCAGCAGAUACUGUGGAACUCGAUUUGCCAUUUUUUGUAAUAUGGUCUCACCUCAUGCCUUGAUAAUGGGCGCUUUGUACGCUGUUAUUAGUGGAUGCAUCACUUGGAUAUAUGUGUCUCUGGUCGGAGGAAAGUAUGGGAAGAUUGCUGCUCUGUGUAGCAGUGAUGGUAAUAAGACUUGUUUAAUUGAAGGAUAUUUGUUUCUAAUGUUAAAUGGUUUUUGGAUUGGUAUCUAUUUCUUUGUACAUGAUUAUAUUUUUGGCCCAAGAACUUUGUUGUUCCCAGUAAUUCAGCAGUUGAAGUUCGUGCAGGUAAAAGCAGAAUUGCAACCACUCAUAAAACAAGCAAUGAUUGAUGCUGUUUCACCAACCAUAUAUUUCACUGUAAUGUAUUUCUGGAAUGGAGGAGCUAUCCGAGAUUAUGUCAGUGAUAUUAUGGACUAUAAUGUAGAAGAUAAAUCUCUAGAGACAGUGUUUGGACUGAUGAACAUUUCCCUAGUGUUCUAUGCAUGGUGUUUUUCUGGAAUCUUCAUCUUCACCAUUUACACUAUGAUACUGAUGUUUGAAGUGCAUUUGACUGAACACCUUGUUUUCUUAGUCUCGCCUGUAUACAGAAAUUCUGAUUGCCUUACAUUGCAUAAAAGUCUGGCUGUGACAGACAUCCCCAUUAUUCAGUACCUGGGUUUCCUAGAUCUUAAGAUUUUGGCUGAGAAGGACCACAGAAGAAGAGAAGAAUUGUUUACUUUAAGUCAUCCUGGUGGACAUCCUUACAAUUGGAAUGCUGUAGUAGAAGAAAGUUUAAAACUUAUAAGAAAAUUCACAGAAGACAUAAAUAAAGCAAAUACUGAAACACAACCUGUACCAGAAAGCAAAGAUUAUUUUUCUUCGAAGAGUUCUGUAGUUGUCUCAGCUGGAAACCACAGUACUUCAAUAUCUGGAAUGAGAAACAUGUCCUUGAGAGUUCAGAAUAUGUCUGAUAUAUAUCUCUGUCAGUCUUCAUCAAAUAUUGCUCAAUUCCAGUCACCCCCAGUCAGCAUAUCUCAGGAAUCUAUAAUUAGGACUAUCAAAUUGCAUGCCACUCAAGCUUUGGAUGCAUUACGCAGAAAACCUGGUAUUUCUUUCAUAUUUGGUGAACUUCCUGAUGCUAAGGUGAGAUAUCAUUUGGCUCAGUGCCAGCCAGUGAUUUGGGCUGUCCAGGGAUUGUCUCACCUGGCAGCAGCAUCUUUCAAAGAAGAUAGUUAUGGGGUUGUGCAGAAAGAUUUGCCAGCCAUCAUCACAUCUUUAUUUCAGUUGAAACAGGCUUUGGACAAACUUCAGAAGAUGGGAAAUUAUAAGAGGUCUCAAAGAACUGAGCAUCACAAUAUAAAAAUGAAGGCUGCUUUACGAUCUGCUGUGAAGCGGAGUCUGUAUUGUAUCUGCAUUACAUUUGGUGAUCAUGUGAAAGAACUUCCAUUAACUAAAGAUAUUUUACAGCAACUUCAAGAUUUCUUAAUUUUUAGAGAAGGGUGAUGAUUGUUCACUUUGAAAAAGCACUGGACAAGAAUUAGAGGAUGAUGAUAAUAAUAAUAUUCUAUGCAGUAAUAAAUGUUAAUGCUUUUCUGUGGCUCUGUAUAUUUUUUUUCAAUAUUUCUUGAUUUUUAGAGAAGGGUGAUUGUUCACUUUGGAAAAGUGCUGGACGAGAAUUAGAGGAUAAUAGUAAUAAUAAUAAUCUUUUAUGCGAUAAUAAAUGUUAAUAUUUUUCUGCAGUUCUCUGAGUGACUUUUGUGCAUGUUUUGCAAACAAGAGUGGCUGAUGUUUGUGUAUACCUUGCAAGUGGAGUCCACUGCACAUGGCCCACUGUGAACAUCAAAUGAUAACUAUAUGUUAUUGCAGGAGUACCGUGUAAGAUCCUUACAUAAUUUAUUUUUUCGGAGCAGGGGUAACAUGUUUUGAAUUAUCUCACUCAACUGUCAUUGUUUUCAGUUCUUAUCAUACUUUGUCCACAAGCUCUGACUGUAUGAGGCUUCAGUACAUGUGUCAAAACUAAUGUAUUUGUGGGUACAUAAGUGUAUUGUGAUUAAUUAGAUAACUGAACUUACAGAAAGGGACUAAAAAUUCAUUUAAAAUAAGUGGACAUUUCAUUGCUUCUGUUUUAACUGUAAAGAAUAGGAAUGUAUAAAGAACAGUCAAAGGUCAACAAAAGUCUAAGCUCACUUAUUUAGAAUGAGUAAAAAUUUGAAACUCAUGGAAGAAAAAGGCUCUGGAUUUGAAGUUCUCACAGCAGUAACUAUGAAAGUAUGUUCUUGGCUGUGAUGACGUGUAGUUUGGUAAGAGCCAGACCAAGAUACUUCCUCCAAGACUCUUGCUGGUUCUCUCUGAAUCCCCUUACAGACCCAUUGACUCUCUUGCAGUUCCUUUCUGGCCUGUAUGAGGCUUGGUUUUCUACACAUGAUUCAUUCUGCUAGCCUCCUGCUUCUUACUGGUUUCUUCCUUGGCUUACUGCACCUUGAAAAUGAAGUCAGCAUGUGACCCCAAAAUGUCAGUAGACUUCUACCAAACCACAUCAUAUUGCAACCCAGAAGAAUGUAUUGUUGCAUACCAUUUUUUUGUUUGUAAGGAAUUGUGUAUGGGACCCUGACAUGUGUUUUAUUUAAUUGGUAAACUGAGAUAACUUUUGUUGACCCUAGUU